GUAGGAUAAGUCCCACGUCCCACUGGUUUGGAUGGGCUCAUAACGCACCAUUAACCUUGGACUUCAACGAACCCGAGUCCGUUGCCUGGUAACCAGGAUCCCACACACGGGAUGAGAGUAAGAUAAACACCGCUUCAGAAAGACUAUAGCUCAGCGGAGCAGACCGGUCAAUUGACCGGACUCGACCCGGGAGGGGUUUACCGGACCGGACCGUAACCGUGGUUCACCCGACCGAAGAAUCCGGACGGUGUAUUUUUUUUACCGAAUUGAAAGUAAAUCAAUCGCAAAAAUUAGUUUGUUCAAUAGGAUUCGUUUAAUCAUCAUACCAAAAGUUUCAGUGUACAGUAACGUGACCCGAAAACAGGUUUAUUUUGGAGUUAAUAUUUUCGCGUGUUUCGAGUGUUGCGUGAUUUCCGCUGAUUGUUUGAGCCGAGGUCGUUAAUUAAAAGCCCACCCCCGCCAAAUGAAGGAAUGUACGCCCCCUCCAUAACCACCAAAGACCAGGAGGUAGAGGGAAUGGGUUUGGAGGAGGUGGAGAGGGAGAGGGGGGUCCGGUGGAGACACCAGGAGGUGGAGAGGGGUAGAGACCAGGAGGUGGAGAGGAGGAGAGACCAGCAGGUGGAGAGGAGGAGAGACCAGGAGGUGGAGAGGGGGGUCCGGUGGAGACACCAGGAGGUGCGGGGGAGAGACCAGGAGGUGGAGAGGAGGAGAGACCAGGAGGUGGAGAGGGGGAGAGACCAGGAGGUGGAGAGGAGGAGAGACCAGGAGGUGGAGCGGGUGGACCGGAGGAACAGAGACCUGGUCCUGCUGACCCUGGGGGCGCUGAGGAGCCGUAGAAGACCCCCGGCCACCCAGGAGACCCGGAGAGAGGCCUGGCAGUCGUACCUGGACAUCAUCUACCACAUGGACCAGGGGGCGGACAUGUUGGACCUGAGGGAUCUUCUCUGUUCUCCAGGACCUCCUCACGACCCCCCUCCCCCCCUCCCUCUGCCGCUCCCUCCCCCCCUCCCUCUGCCGAUCCCUCACCCCCUCGCAGCCCUACCUCCCCCCCUCCCUCUGCCUAUCCCUCACCCCCUCUCAGCCCUACCUCCCCCCCUCCCUCUGCCGCUCCCUCCCCCCCUCCCUCCCCUGAGAGCCAAACCUACAGCCCAGGUGAGAGAUACAUUGGUCGAUGUGUGGAGUCACCACUUCCUGCCUGAACUGCGCACUUCCUGUCCGCAGGCGUUGGCACCGCGCCCUGUGUUGGGAUGGCAACCGAAGCCGGGGCCGGCGGAGAGGCCUGACGUGGUUGCCCCCGGUAACCCUGUCGCUAGGCAACCCUCAUUCCUCACUGAGGAUCCGGGCGCGCAGGAGGGACAGAGAGUUCAACGUGAUGUCACACAUCAUCAUCAUCAUCAUGAUGAUGACGUCAUCAGCCAUACUGAGGAAGAGGAGCUCCCUCUUCGGGAUAAUGAAGAUGAGGAAGAGAGAAUCAGGGAGGAGGCUCCCUGCCCAUCACCUCCUCCUUCUCCUCCUCCACCUCCUCCACCUCCUCCCAUCAUGAGGAGAACCGACCCCCACCAGUCUGAAAGAAGACCUGACCCCGUCCCAACCCGCCCCCCCUCCCCACGGGUCCCGGACUUCCUGCUCCAGUUUGCAGAAGAGAGCUGGUUUAAACACCUGUACCCCCACCCCCAGUGCGUCCCCACCUCCCUCUCUCCAGACGGGUUCUGCUGGGUCCUCUUGGACCAGCUGGACUCCCCUGGCUCCCGGUCCAAGAGGGAGGUCCUGGUCGCUCUGAAGACCCUCCUCCUCCAGCACCUCCUGCAGGAGCAGCACGCCCUCGCCCAGCACCUCCUCCUGUCCCUACCCCGACACACGGGGCAGGCUCUCGUGGGUGAGAUGCUAACCAUAGCUCUACAACUGGGAGGUGGCGGCUACAGCGAGGUCGUCAACCUCUUGGUGCUGCUGGCCAAUCAGACGCCGUCCCUCUGCCAGGCGGCCGGGGCCCGGCUGGAGGUGCUGGGGGUGCAGGGGGCCGAGACGUGGCUGAGGCCGGAGCUCCAGUCCUGGGGUAGAGCGCUCCGGGGCCGGGCCCCCGCCUGGAGGGUCCAGCAGGACCGCGCCGCUCGCUGGCUGUCCCUCUGGACGACCAAAUACAAGGACUACGUGAGAGCGGACCAGCGAGGCCACGCCUCCUCCGUGGACGUCCUCAACUUCUUCUGCUCCUCCAGGAGGGCCCGGCAGGGGGCCCCAGGGGCCCGACACGACACCGUGAGGCUGUCCCCCCCGCCCUGCGGUCCUCAGCCUAUCCAUCGUCUUGGAGAGACUCACAGCAUGCUGAGAACACGCAAAGCAGCUGGACUAGCCCUGCCCCCCCUCCGCAACCGUCCCUCCCUCACUGGCUUCCCCCGGGUCCUCAGUGUCCCUCUGCCGCGCCUCAACCUCCUCCCCCUCUCCUGCCCCAUUGGUCAGCUGGACGCCACGCCCCCCUCCAGGCGCUACUUCCUGCUGGACCAAUCACAGCCGGAGUACUACAGAUGACCCAACCGGGACUCUUAGGUCGUGGUGGUAGUUAGGUCUAGUCCAGGAGGUCGUGGUGGUGGUUAGGUCUAGUCCAGGAGGUCGUGGUGGUAGUUAGGUCUAGUCCAGGAGGUCGUGGUGGUAGUUAGGUCUAGUCCAGGAGGUUGUGGUGGUAGUUAGGUCUAGUCCAGGAGGUUGUGGUGGUAGUUAGGUCUAGUCCAGGAGGUGGUGGUGGUAGUUAGGUCUAGUCCAGGAGGUGGUGGUGGUAGUUAGGUCUAGUCCAGGAGGUCGUGGUGGUAGUUAGGUCUAGUCCAGGAGGUCGUGGUGGUAGUUAGGUCUAGUCCAGGAGGUUGUGGUGGUAGUUAGGUCUAGUCCAGGAGGUGGUGGUGGUAGUUAGGUCUAGUCCAGGAGGUCGUGGUGGUAGUUAGGUCUAGUCCAGGAGGUCGUGGUGGUAGUUAGGUCUAGUCCAGGAGGUCGUGGUGGUAGUUAGGUCUAGUCCAGGAGGUCGUGGUGGUAGUUAGGUCUAGUCCAGGAGGUCGUGGUGGUAGUUGAGCAGGUCACAGGUCAGCACCAGGCCCGCCUCCCUCACCAGGCGGUGCAGCUGGCUGGAGGUGGCGCUGGCGUCCUGCAGCUCGUCCAGGGGCCAGUCCAGCCGCUGGGCGCUGGAGGGCCGGGCCCAGGCUCGGCAGGGCCCGGCAGCCGCUGAGAGACCGGGCCAAGGAGCAGGGCAGGGGGGGGGGGGACAGCACACGUUCAGAGACACCUCACAUCCCCUCGGGGAGACCUUUCAUAAUGCUGCCAACCAGCUGGGCCCCGGCGAGCCUCACUGGCUAGCUCACAGCUCCUGACUUUGGCCAUGCAGAGGACUUCUCCUUGUGAACCUUUAGAGAGACGCAGGGCGAGCUCCCAUCUUAGGCCUCAGAUAAUUGUGUUGUAUGCCUUUUCUAUUGUUUGUUGAUGCAUGUUGUGAUGUAUCGUUGUUUGUACUAUUAUUAUAAAUACAUAUCAUCAUAAUU
Gadus macrocephalus (Pacific cod) is the source of this 3518-nucleotide messenger RNA. RefSeq names its product WD repeat domain 97 (gene wdr97). NCBI's taxonomy places the organism in Eukaryota, Metazoa, Chordata, Actinopteri, Gadiformes, Gadidae. The transcript is spliced from 12 exons. The coding region runs from base 472 to 2523 and encodes 683 amino acids. The record is from RefSeq and is a predicted model, not a curated record.